This is a messenger RNA of Haplochromis burtoni (Burton's mouthbrooder), 1148 nucleotides long. Its product is annotated as caspase recruitment domain-containing protein 19. Lineage: Eukaryota; Metazoa; Chordata; Actinopteri; Cichliformes; Cichlidae. The transcript is spliced from 6 exons. The record is from RefSeq and is a predicted model, not a curated record. Bases 386 to 874 code for a protein of 162 amino acids. Gene Ontology annotation, cellular component: mitochondrion.
UAUUAUUAUUAUUAUUAUUAUUAUUAUUAUUCAAGCCUUUAGGUUAGAAUAACCUGAUGUAUGAUUAUUUGUUGCACUUCUGUGCUUCAGUGUUUGCUACAUAAAGCUGUAGUCCGUCACUGUCUGCCCGGCUCAUUAACAUCAUCAUGUAGCCUUGAGGUCGGUCAUGUGGUGACGCCACGGCCAAGCGUGCUGAUGUAACGGGGCAGCGGAGCACCGACUCACGGGGGAGACCAGGAAGUUUUACCGGGAAGGCUGUCGGUCCGAUUGUCAAGUUCACACACGGUGUAAAUUUGUCAGUAUGUCAGGUUUGUGAAGCGAGGACACCGAUGGUUACCAAGAGCGGCUGCAGAGUGACUCCCAGUUCCUGUGCUCAGAUCAGAGGAUGGACACUGAGCUGGUUGACAGACUUGUCCUGCAGCUCAACAGGAUCUACCCGCAGAUACUAAGUGACAAGGAAGCCCACAGGUUCAGGAACCUAAGUGUGCCCACCAAGGUGCGGUUAGCAGACCUCUUGAAGCACCUGCACAGAAAAGGAGAAGAGGCAUGCCAUGAAUUCUACAGAGCCCUUCACAUCCAUACAGAGGACAUCUACUCUAGCCUGCCCAGCAGAGUCAGAGAAAGAGAGGUGGCAGAUUCAAAAUGCACUAACGACAAGACAGUUCGGCAAGAGCGAUAUGUGCUUAACGACAGAGGACCAAUGUUCUUCCUGAGCUGCUUCAGUUUUGUAGUUGGAAUUGCAAUACUCUACUAUUACGGAGACACAGAGGGUGAAACCUUGAGAUGCACUGGAGUGUUUCUUCACUGCUCGGCUGUAAGACUGAGUAAAGAUGCUAGAGAUGUUUUCAUUUCAUAUGGAGAAGUUGGAAAGUAAAAAAAAAUGAAAACAUCGAGGCAAUGAGAAGAAGAAGCCAUGAAAAAUGUCUUUUUUUCUGUGCCAAACUCAUCAUUUUCCUAAACCUCACAUACUAAUUUAUGUACGAAAGUACUAAUUGGAGGAACGUAACUUGACCUGACACAUUCUGUCACAAAUUCUCACAGCGUACAUCUGAAAUGGCAGAACUAUGCAACGUUCUUCCAGAGUACUUGUAUGUAUGAUUCUUGCCUGGAUUUCAUGUUUGUAGAUAGCUAUGAAUUUCUUUUUUUUU